This is a messenger RNA of Penicillium macrosclerotiorum, 2334 nucleotides long. Its product is annotated as dynamin family protein. The record is from RefSeq and is a predicted model, not a curated record. Gene Ontology annotation, cellular component: cytoplasm; microtubule; membrane. NCBI's taxonomy places the organism in Eukaryota, Fungi, Ascomycota, Eurotiomycetes, Eurotiales, Aspergillaceae. Gene Ontology annotation, molecular function: GTPase activity; microtubule binding; GTP binding. The transcript has 4 exons. The coding region runs from base 1 to 2334 and encodes 777 amino acids.
AUGUCUUUUCUCCAGGAAAAUCCUGCCAUGCACCAAUUGCAGUCGCAGCAAGCAAAGGUUUUGGACAAAAUCGAUGAGCUGCGUAACCUCGGAGUAGGAGGUCUUGUUGCACUUCCUCAGCUCAUUGUUUGCGGCAGUCAGUCCAGUGGAAAGAGCUCUGUCCUUGAGGCUAUUUCAAGAGUCCGGUUCCCAACUAAGAGCGGUGUUUGUACACGGUUCGCCACGGAGGUGAUUCUUCGACGAAAUCCAGAAACAAAAUUCAAGGUUUCUAUUGAGCCUGGAAACUCGAGAGAAAAUGACAAAGAGCGACAGAGACUGCAAAGCUUUUCUUGUGAAGCAUUUUUGAAAGACCAAGAUCUCCCUAAAUUGAUCGAACAGGCCAAGGAAUGUAUGGGGAUCGGUCAUGAUGAUAGCCAAUCUGAAAGGUUCAGCGACGAUGUGCUCAAGGUAGAGAUAUCUGGGCCUGAUCAGCCAGAGCUCUCAUUAGUUGAUCUUCCUGGGUUAUAUACUGGUUCCAGUCGGGAUCAGGAUGACGAAGGAAUCCAGGUAGUUCGCGACAUCACGGAAAGGUACAUGAAGAACGAGAGAAGUAUUGUCCUUGCAGUUAUCAGCGCAAGGUAUGAUUUCAACAAUCAGGAGAUACUGAAUAUCGCAAAGAAAUUUGAUCCAAAAAUGGAAAAAGUUCUUGCUAUUGUCACCCAGCCAGAUCGCCUAGAGGCUAGAUCUGAAGAGGAGGAUCGAUAUCUACGGUUUGUCAAGAAUGAAGACAUCAAAUUAAAAUUGGGCUGGCACGUUUUACGGAAUCGUGGAGACAACGCCAAGAAAUCUUCAGAUGAUGAGAGAGAUAGCAAGGAAAGAGAAUUUUUUGAUCAAGGACGAUGGGCAUCACUCCCGCGUCGGCAGGUUGGGAUUGAGAGUCUUCGCCACCGUCUGAGCACCGUACUUCUCAAUCAAAUUCGGCAUAGUAUCCCGAGUCUAAUUGUUGAAAUACACGAAAAGAUUGAACAUCAUCGACAAGAGCUUAAACAACUUGGAACAGAAAGGUCAACAAUCCAGGGUCAGCGAGGCUUUCUCUUGGAUAUUAGUAGCGGAUUUGCACAAAUUGUGAGACAAGCUUUGGAUGGUCUGUAUACCGAUAGAUUCUUCGAUGAACAGGAUCAUAGUACCUCGGAUGCUGCUGCUGAGACCAUAGACUAUCGCCGGCUCCGUGCUGUCAUUCGUGAGCUUAAUGAGUUCUUUGCGGAUGCUAUGAGCAUAAAUGGCCAACGCCGGAGGGUCGAUAUCCUUCCCAUACCUGAGCCCCAAUCAGACAUCAACAACCCGACCUAUCAAUCAUAUCUGGAUUGUUGGAGCCCAGAGCCAACUACCGAACAAGAGAUCAUCCAUGAGAUAAUAGGGUUGGUCAAAACAAAUCGAGGUAUAGAGGUCCCGGGUAGUUCAAACCCACUGCUUGUGGGAAAGGUCUUUCGAAAUCAAGCUUCACCAUGGGAACGUAUCGCUGAAUGCCAUUUGACUACAUCAUGGAAGGCAGCCAAGAAUUUCAUUUUCUUGGUAUUUCAACAUCUCACCGACGAAGACACUUUCUUGUCUCUCCGGGAGGCGGUGAUUAUACCAAAAUUGGACGAAAUAAAUGAAACCCUGAGGAAAAAGCUUGAGGAGUUAACGUCUUAUACGAAAACAGGCCACCCAUUGCCUAUCGGAAGGACCUACUUGAAUCAAGUCUUAUAUUUCCGAAGAGAGUAUCAAAUGAGUUGGUUGAAAGAUCACUUUAACCAAACUCAAACAUUUAAAGGGUCAGAACAAAAGGAAUCUGAGAAUAUGCAUAAAAAGACCAUGACAAUGGAGGAAGUCCAAAAUGCGGUGCAUGAUAUGAAGUUUUCCAGUGAAGUUUAUUCUGCGAUGGACAUUCUGCUUCAGAUGCAUGCGUACUACGAGAUUGCGAUUUUGGGUUACAUUGAUAAUAUUUCGAUUUUGGCAAUCGAAAAUUGUUUGCUCCGUCCUCUGUUGACAAUAUUUACCAACCAAACAGUCAAUAGUAUGACUGACCAGCAGAUCAAAGAAAUCGCAUCCGAAUCUCCACACAAGCAAAAGGAACGAGAGAGACUGAACCAGGGGCUGGAGAAGCUGGAAAAGGGAAUGAGAACGCUUAGAGCUUUCAACGCAGACCACUUAGCAUUGCCUCGCGUAUCUAGAUCUGAAUCUCGAUCUUCUUCCAUUUCGGGGAGCCCAAAACCACAUGGGAGAAAUACGACUCCAUUAAGCAGCGACUUCCACAAGCUUCAACUAAAUGACAAAGUGAACGAUGAACACGAUCAAGAUGAUGAGAUACUAUGA